Molecule: messenger RNA, 6376 nt
Organism: Pocillopora meandrina
Lineage: Eukaryota; Metazoa; Cnidaria; Anthozoa; Scleractinia; Pocilloporidae
Source: the annotation of a GenBank genome assembly
CGAACAACAACGAGGACUCAGGCGCUAGUAAACGCUGAGAGAAUGUGACAACCAGGUAUUCUACUCUUUCGUUUUAAACAAGCUUAACCCACAUGCAAAUGGCGACUCGAAAGCAAACAACUGAACAGGUAAACAGCUAAUACGUGGUUUUCACAAAAAAGGCAUUUAAGACUUACGAUUGAUAGGCUGGAUAGGCAAAACCCAGGCAGGUCACAAUCAAAUCUGCUCCAUAGCCAAACACAAGAUAAAGGGCGAAUAUACCAACAAGACCUAUAAGUGCAAGAACAGCAUGGUCAGAGGCGAAGGGACGGAGACUCGUCCAAAAUGCGUUAGAGUAUCUACAAAUUACCGAGAAAUAAAUAAAGCCUUUUCACUCCAGUCUUCUUCUCGAUUUUAUCUAAGACAUCGGUAAAGAAAUUCUUCUCGUGAAGCCAAUUAUCGAGCUUUUCUUUGCCCGUAUUUAUACUCUCCGUAGCCGACAUUUUUGCAAAUUACAACGGAAUUACUUAUUCCAAGGCGGGUUUGCGAUAAACCAUGUAUUCCUCCAAGGGACUGGUCACAUGACUUGUUCAACCAAUCGGCGUUGUGUUCAAUACAUGACUUAAUCAGUCACGUUCUGUUCACGUUCAGGCAAAUGGUUGUUUAUUUUCAGGGCACCAUUUCAAUAUCAAGAAAAAAAAGUGUAGUUUAAAAUCGCGCACUGUCUUCCUUCCAGGACUUACGAUAGAGGUUGAUUACUAAUAAGUAUCUAAAAAUCGUUCUCUUACUUGCACAAAUGUUCCCCGAAACGCGAAUGUUGUGUUACACCCGUCCUCACCUCACGUAUUGACAUAAUUUCUUGGCUUUUCCCCAUCCUAGCAACUGAUCAAUGAUUAUUCAGAUGUGCAGGCAAAGCUAUACUAAUGCGCUUUGUUUGUAUUAUUUUGAUACAAAAUAAGAAUUUAAGUGAGGUGAUAUGUCCGACCACGGCUAUUAAAAACUCAGUAGAAAAAUAUAUUGUGAGCCUGUUUUUGGCAGCAAUCCAGAUCAAGUACCAGAGCGAAACUAGGCAAAUUUCGAAUACGUCCUUAACUUAUUUAAAGGAUCUUUAUACUCAAUGAAGUAUGUACUUCGAAGUUAUGACGUCCGCAGCGAUAAUUUCAAGACGAAAACUCUUGCCUCAAAACUUGAAGGAAUUUUCGCCACGCUAGAGUCACGAACUAGCCGACUGUGGCAGGAAAUGGACAAUCAUUGUUACUCAGUUACUAGUAAUUAACAAUUUCAAUAACUAACCAGCGGGUAUGGGAUUUUUCUUCGCCAAUUCCUUUCCCUUCUCUAUAUACGCUUUUAGCGAGUCCGCUUCUUGUGUUGUAUCAUUUGAAACUUGUGCGUUCGUUGUAGCAUCUUCCAUACUUUCAUGUACAAGUUCGCUGGCCAAAUACCGGUGUGCGGAGAUCAGGAAUUUCGUUUGCGACGAUCGUUAGCUCUGCCGUGACUUUCAGCCAAUCAUGACACCCGCGGACAUGCGCAUGCGGAGUACCUACUUACCUUACUUCUGCAACAGGUUUACUCAAUAAAGAAUCUGUUUCAAGUUAGAUUCUGAUAAAAGCUUCUUAUUUUUUUUUUCUGGGGAAAUGAUCGAACCUCUCAGGUGCACAGCUAAUUUAUCCGGCUGGCCUGGGCUGACCUAGGAUACGACAAUAUUUAAAUAAAAGAUACCUUCCUCACUUUCCCGUAAAUUUUCUUUCAGUUUCAGUAGUACCUAUGUAAGAAUGGCCAAUCAAUCAUUGAAACUAUUAAGAUUUUUUGUCUUUUAUAAUUCAGACUAGCCUCCUGGACUAGUUUUCAUUUUUUUUUUCUUCCUAGUGCAUGGUUUGUACCCAAGAAGAGUUUGCUAUCAUAAAAGACUGGGAACUAAUCAGGAUAAAAUCCAAAAUGGUGUUCGACAGGCUAAGAGGAAUCGAACGAGAAAAUCUCCCUCUUUCGCGGCAACAAACCGUUGAUGACCAGGAAUCUCUAGCACAACAAAAUAUUUUAUCAUCUGUUAAUGGAAAGACACCAAAAGAGCAUCAGAUAGGUGAGUUACCAAGCUGUUAACAUGAAAACUUAGCCGAUAUGCUAAACUGUCAACGGCCUUACGUUUGUGACUUUCAGGAACUAAGAAAUAUAUGUUAUGUAACUACUUACAAUUUACCGAUACCGUUGUGGUUAUUGCUAUAAUUAAUCUAAAAUGAGUAGAAAAUGGUUUUAAUAGCGUAGCAGAGACUCUGUACAUCAUCGUUAGAUAUAUGCACGAUGGAGCAUAAGAAAUAAACUUGUUUGAAUUAGUAACAAAAUAAUCGUUAUUGGGUUUAGAACAAUUUGUCUCUUUUGGAGUGCUCUAGAUUGUUGAGAAUUCUGCUCUGCCUGUUUUAUUUUCCUGUUUGAUGUGUGGUGCUCACUACUCACGAUUACAAUAGCUGUUUUUGUUUUAUUUUUAUUAUUUCUUGUCAUGGAACUUAAACUGCCCUUCUUACAUGCUGAGCUUAAUUUGCCAUCGACUGAAAGAGGAUGGGGGGUGGGGGAGGGGGAGUGGAAGCAUGGCUUGGGAGAAUAAGAUACAAUUUUAUGGGUGUGAGAGGUAGGGUGAUUUAUACUUAGAAUAGGGGUAAGGAACAGUGUUCUCCACAAACCCUUCAUCGAUAUAAUGCCAAGUAGUGGCAUGCCUAAGGUGCAAGAGGCAUUAAGGAGGGGGUAGACAGGAGGAGGUGUUAACAGUUUGAAGGUAAAUGAUUCAAGCUUAACACUUGAAGUUUAUGGUAAAAGUUGGUAAAUUGUCUACUUUCAUCGGUUAGUUGACACCAUUAGCAGUUCUUGAAUAUUUGCUUUUUCCUUUGUAUGAUUUGUGGUGUAGUUGCUCAUUUGUAACACAAUCAACAAAUUUAUAUGGUUAAUGUAUUUCUAUUUUUCAUCUUUGCAGAAAGCACACAAAGACUUGUUGGUUUUGCAAUUGGUACUGGGAGGUAGGAUGGAAGAAUCCCUCUGAGAAUUUUCUUAACUGGUUACUAUUUGUGAUCUGUCUCCUUAUGAGUGUAUUGUUUCUCUUAGUAUUCUUGCUGCACAGUUUCUGACACAUCCAUUUACAGUCUUCAGGAGACAGUGUCAGGUAUCUUGUGCUUGCAUUAAUUGUUCUAUGAAUAAAUUCAAUAAUGUUGACUGUAUAAUGAUAAGUAAAACGUGGUCAACUGUGGGUUGAAAAUGAGAUCCUCAAGCAAGUCUUAUGAUGACAAACAUUACAAGAGGUUUGUUUAUCCCAACAUGAAGUUGGCUUUUAGAAAAUGGUAUCCUUGUUGGAAAGCCUGCUUGUUAGAAUUUGCACAGGGAAACUUUGAAAUUGGGUUUUUUGUUAUAAAAAUUACUUGAAUGCAAGGAUUAGCACCUCUGUCUCUGCCUCAGUGGCAUAUCAUUAUGAUAUCAUACUUUACAUUUAGUCAGUAUCUGUUUUAAUUCGUUUUAGCAAAAAAUUAGUAGAUCUGUUGAACAAGGACAACCAGAUGAGAUAUUAAGCCAGUCUGACUAAGAACAGAACAUCAAAUGAAUCUAUUUUUGAUGGUGCCACAAAUUGAGAACUAUUCUGUAUUGUUUUAUUGAGUUUUUCUUCACCAGGUAAAUCAUGGUGCCAGAAAAUACCACUUAGCACCCUUCACUGUGUUCCAAAUCUUGCUUCGUGUGAGAAGAAGUCAGGUGAGAUUAUUAAUUUUAUAAUGUGAACAUAAAAUUGGAAAAAUCUACUCUGAGGCUGUGGUUAUAGAUGCUUGAUAAAGACCAAACCCCUGUAUUUAAAUUGAAAUGAUCAUGAUUGUGAUUGAUGCUGUCAUUUUAGGGUUAUGGUGCUUUGUGGAAGGGUUGUGGUAGUACCUAUGUUGUGUGUGCUGUCAAUUUCUUUGGUGAAGCAGCAGUGAGCAGCCUUACUCAUCUACCUUAGUAAGUCACAAGUAGAACUGUGUAAUUAGACAGAGUAAUUUUCAAUUGAGUGUUGAAAAUUGAUUGCUUUGGUUUUGCUUUACUUGGCUUUGGUCCUUUGGUUACUUGAGAGUUGUGCCACUUUGUCAAUCAGUCAAAUCCAAAACUGAAACCAGUCACAACAUAGCUGCUGGAUUUUUGCUUUGUUUCAGGGUGUUCAGAUAUUUUUUAAAUGAAUUGCGAAAAUUGGAAUACGGUCAAACAUAUACAAAGAGUUCAUGAAAGAGUCUGUAAAAAGCAUUGUUUGUCUUAUUAAGCAUCAUUUGGUAAGCCAUUCUUAACUGAAUUUUCACAUCAAUCUUUUUAGUGAAAAACCAGAGAGAACUAGUUCAUACAAAGAUGUUGGAGGCCAUCUUCUUUUGAAAGGGUAUGAAUGAGAUUAAGUGACUUCUAAAAUAGUUUUAUGAAAUGUGUGCUCUGUUUUACAAUUGACUGAUGGAGAUGAAAAGUAAAAUUAUACACCAUAAAUGAUGAGAUUAAAAGGAAUGAUUUAGGGAAGUCCAGUUAAUUAUCACUUCAAACACAGCAAUGAAACAGUCUCAGUAUCAUACCAUUGUCUCUUGGUCAUUUCUUGCCUUGCAGCUUUGUAAAUUUUUGGCCAUUUUUUUAUUGUUGAUUUCUGCACAAUGCAUGAACAUUCUCUUUGCUUUCAUUGGAGUUCUAUUUAUACCAAAUGUACCUUCAAGUUGGUGUCAUUUUUUUCUUGAUGUUUUGUAACAUUAUUGAAUGAUUUUACAGAUUAAGUUUGGCUCUUAGCAUGCCAGUGGCGGCAGCAAGCUUAACAGAAACAGUCAAGGUAAAUAUAUUAUCACAUCCUUUUUUUUUUUGGUCCUUCAUGUCACUAGAGGUUUUGCUAGCCUUCUUCCAUGUAAAUGUCAGUCUCAAAAAUUUAAGUUUGCUUUUCACAUCUAUCAGUGAUAUUGAACAAAAGAACUGCUGACAUCUACAACAGAUUUUAUGUUAAAUGUUGUCUUAUUUAUUGAUCGUCACUUGAUCAGCAAGUGGGCUAGGGAAAGGGGAAGAAUCUCCAACUUUCUGUACCCUGAUCACCUCUCUCCAUCUUUUAGUUCAAAAUCUUUCAGAUUACAGGUUAUCAUAAGUUCCUACAUACCACAAUCUCCACUCCCAUAUCCCAUACCUCUGCACUCAUAAACUCUCCUUUGCAACUUUCCUGUCCCCUGCCGUGGGUCAGCCAUGAUCAGCCAGUUUUUAAUAUGUUGGUGAUUUUGUUUGUUUCGUGGUCACAUUUUUGCACUCCUCCCUUGCUUUCCACCUGUUAAAAUGUCCAACUCUUAAGCCUUGUCUCUCUGUUCUCUUGCAUGGCAUCAGUCUUCUACUUUCAAGUGUUACAGUGUACCCUGUAUCCAUGUACUGAUCAGCUGUAACCAGCCAAGUUUAGGGGGCUGGUGCUUUUGUGUGUCAGUUAGGGAUGUUUAUUUAGCUCUCUUAGUGUAUCAGUGUACUUUGAUAUUUGAAAGUGAGGUAUGUGAUCUGAAUAUAUUUCUUGCUUUCUUUCAGAGUGACCUCACCCGUUACCAAGACAAUAUGUUUGACAGUUUAAAAGACUGGAUGUACCGCAUUGUAGGCUGGGAUAGAUCAUCAGGUCGUCAUGGUCGCCUCCUCCCCAUGUGGACCCUGGUGCUUCCCACAGUUCUUCAUGGCCUGCUUACCUAUGUCUUGGGUACAUUGAUUCAACACUUGGUAUUGAUAAAACUGAAGGGCAGGGGCAUCCACAAGUCACCCGACACAGACCCUACAUCAUCAGAUGAGGAACCGCCGGGCCCUACUGAUAUGACUCAUACUUAUUACCCAGAACUUGUGGCCAAUUUUUUAGCAUUUUUUAUCCCUGAGUUUUUGUUGUAUCCUUUGGAGACGGUUCUUAACCAACUGUAUGUCCAAGGCACUCGGACCAUCAUUGACGAUCUUGAUACUGGUACUGGUGUGGUGCCACUAUGUACAAACUAUGAUGGUAUGUUGGACUGUUUCCGCUCCAUCUGGCGGGAUGAAGGUCUUGGGGGUUUUUACAAAGGCUUUGGUGCACUGCUGAUUCAGCUGUUUAUUCACUGGCUCAUUCUAAAGCUGACUCAGUUUGUGUAUAAGGAAAUUUCCCAGGAUUUUAAAGGCAAAUAAUUCAUUGCUUGUGUGUCUUAAGAAAUGAAGAUCUUAAUUAACAAUAUCUUAAUAUUGGGGUCAUUCUUUGUACAGUUGAUGUCACACAGGAUUGUUAAGGGAUAUGUGUAGGACACUAUGAUCUUUGCAAUGAUUCCCUUGCUCUCCUAACUAUAAUUUAUCAGAAGUUUAACUAUUUUGGUAUGUUUUAACUGAACUUGAUCCUCUAUGGUUACUUCUGACUGUUAUUGCCUCAAGUGGAAAGAUAAGUUGGCCAAAAAUCGAG